AUGCUGGUGCCCGUGCCUUUUUCUGCUGUCCCCGUGCGCGGUACUUAUAUGCGGCCCGGCGGCCCCAGCAAUGUGAACAUGGCGCAGAGCUCACUCGGCAGCUUGCAUCAGGAGCAGCUGGAUAAUUCUCAUCAACCUGCCCAAGAGGAAUCGAAAAAAAUGGACAUGAUUGCUGCUCAGCUGGGCGCUGGCUACAACGCCAUGCUCGAGCGCAUCCUCCAUGGCGCCGCCGUGCCCGUUGCCAACGCGACCGACUCGUACUGGAUGGACAGCCCGCCCUUCCCUGAGGUCAACUUGAAUCCGCACUCGCUGCCGGACCUCGCCGACUACGUCAUCAUCGGCACCGGCAUCACCGGUCUGGCGGCCACCAAGACGGUGCUAGAAAUCAGCCAAGACCAGCGGACCGAGAUGCCGUUGCGCGUGGUCGCGCUCGACGCUCGUGACGUGUGUUCGGGCGCCACGGCCCGCAACGGCGGGCACAUCAAGUCGGCGCCGUACAAGGACUUUGCGUUUUUGAAGGAGCAGCUGGGGUCGGUGGACGAGGCGCGAAGUGUACUCAAAUUUAUGCUCAGUCAUGUUGAAUAUCUAAAAGAGGUGGGACAGCAGGUUCCAGAAGGCGAAGUGCGAGACGUCGAGACGGUGGACAUGUUUUUGGAACAGGACGACUUUGAAAAGGCAAAGAAUCUGGUGGAUGACCUGAAGACGAAUGUGCCGGAUAUAACGAUUGAUGUGUUUUCGGGCGAAGAAGCUAGGGAAAAGUUUGGCUGCAAUGAUUUCAUCGCCGGUGCCAUUUCCUAUUCUGCCGGCGCCGCAUUUCCGUUCCGCCUCGUCACUGGUGCAUGGAAGGCGCUCGUCGACCGGUAUCCAGAGCUCGUACUCCUCAGCAACACGCCCGUCGAGGACAUCUCCGUCGCCGCCAACUCAGCCCAGCAUCCAUACGCCGUCAGGACGUCCAAGGGUACCAUCCGCACGCGCCACGUCCUCCACGCCACCAACGCCUACGCGCCGCACCUGCUUCCGCGUCUGCGGAGCAGCCUCACCGGCGGCCGCGGUUGCAUAUCUGCGCAGGAUGGCGGCGACGAGUUCCCUGCCACGCACGGGAACCGCUCCUGGAAAGUCGUCUACGAGCCCGGCUUCGACUACGUGACGGAGCGACCGGACAACAGCGAUGGCUCCCCAGGGGAUGUCAUGGUAGGCGGUGGCUUCCGCCAAGGUAAACUGGGCGGUCUUGAUCUGAUUGGUGUCUGGGAUGACAGCAAGCGCGAUGCGCUGCCGCUGGCACACGUUCGCGGCAUCAUGCCCACCGUCUUCCAGCCCAACUGGGGUGGCGGCAACAGCCCGACCGCCGGCAGCCUGAAGAAGGACUGGACGGGCAUCAUGGGCUUCACAGGGGAUUUGCUGCCCUUUGUCGGCCCGCUGUCGCAAAACAUUACGCAAAGGCAGAAUACGUAUCCGGGCGCAGGCGUCCCCGGCCCAUACGGCUCGGGCGAGUGGAUCGCCGCAGGCUUCAACGGGUACGGCAUGGUGUGGUCGUGGCUAAGCGGCGCGGCGACGGCCAUUAUGAUGGCAGGGCAGGACAAGAAGGAUCUGCCCAAGGUACCCGGGCGGCCGUCCGGUACGCUGGAUUCGUGGUUCCCACGGGAUGUGGUGGCACUGGACGAAGAGAGGCUGAAAAAAGCCGACCUGAGAAACUUGGGACGUAAGAUCUAA
Molecule: messenger RNA, 1710 nt
Organism: Akanthomyces muscarius
Lineage: Eukaryota; Fungi; Ascomycota; Sordariomycetes; Hypocreales; Cordycipitaceae
Exons: 3
Coding region: 1-1710 (569 amino acids)
Cellular component (GO): cytoplasm
Molecular function (GO): oxidoreductase activity
Source: RefSeq, a predicted model, not a curated record